This is a messenger RNA of Puntigrus tetrazona (Sumatra barb), 1035 nucleotides long. Its product is annotated as solute carrier family 52, riboflavin transporter, member 3-B-like. Gene Ontology annotation, cellular component: plasma membrane. The record is from RefSeq and is a predicted model, not a curated record. The transcript has a single exon. Lineage: Eukaryota; Metazoa; Chordata; Actinopteri; Cypriniformes; Cyprinidae. Gene Ontology annotation, biological process: riboflavin transport. Gene Ontology annotation, molecular function: riboflavin transmembrane transporter activity. Bases 1 to 1035 code for a protein of 344 amino acids.
AUGUCACUGUUCACACACUUGUUGGCCUGUCUCUUUGGCAUCGGAUCAUGGGUGGCCAUUAACGGGAUGUGGGUGGAGCUGCCUCUGAUCGUCCCCUCUAUUCCGGAGGGGUGGUACCUGCCCUCCUACCUCACUAUCAUUAUCCAGAUGGCUAACAUCGGGCCUCUCUUCAUCACGCUCAUGCACCGUUUCAGACCGGGCAUGCUGGACGAGCGGCCUGUUAUCUACACCAUCGUGACGGUCGGUCUGGUGGCCACCUUCCUCCUGGCCUUCUUCUGGAACCACACGCUUUCUUUUGGAGGAGGCAAACAUAGCGCUGCCCUACUGUCCCUCAGCUUCCUGCUGUCUGUGGUAGACUGCACCUCGUCUGUUACCUUUCUACCCUUCAUGAUGCGUCUACAGCCUCGGUACCUCACCACCUACUUCAUUGGAGAGGGUCUAAGUGGCCUGGUCCCAGCACUGGUGGCUCUUAUCCAAGGCGUAGGGGUGAUCCACUGCAAAAAUGCCAGUGCUAAUGCAAACUUUAGCAUGGGGAACUCAUCCUGGGGCUUCGAUGGAGCACUUCAGGAACAAUAUCAACCAGCCAACUUCUCUGCUCAGGGUUUCUUCCUGUUCCUCAGUGCGAUGAUGUUCGUGUGCCUGGGAGCUUUCUUGUUACUCAACUUCCACCCAGCUGUGGUGCGGGAACACAAGAGCAAAUGUUAUACUGAUGAUUCUCAGCAAGUGGAGAAGAUUGAUAUGAGCCAGUCCCCAAAUAAUGAAGCUCCAGAACAAAAGCCCAUGCUGGAUUUCACAGAAGGACCUGUUUUAAAGCGACACAGUUCGUUUGGAAAAGGAACCUACAGCAGAAUGCAGCUGGUCUUCAUAUUUGUAGUUCUGGCCUGGGUAAACGCACUGACCAAUGCAGUCUUGCCCUCAGUCCAGCCUUACUCCUGUUUGCCAUAUGGAAAUCAGGCCUAUCAUCUUGCAGCCACUUUGUCUUCGGUAGCCAAUCCGGUGGCUUGCUUCAUUGCCAUGUUUGUGCCAAUCAGGUGA